UCUCCAGUCUCCACCGACUGUUCCAACCGUUGCUCGUCAUUCUUCUCCUCCGACUCCUCGGGCUCAUCGCGCACAUCGUCGACAUAUCGACAUCUCUCUUACUGUUAUCGUCGCUCUUUCUCUUGUGCCUCGCCAAAGACUGCUCCACAUCCUUACUCAUCCCGCAUCGCAUCACUUCGCUCUCACCUUGCGCCUUCUCCCGUCGCUCAACCGGCACACAUGCUCUCCGCCAGGAUGGAUGACAUGACAUGGGACUACAUUCUAAAGUUUGUGAUUGUGGGCGAUGCAGCAGUCGGCAAGUCCUGUCUGUUGAUUCGACUCACGGACGACCGGUUCGCAGCCAGCGAACCCACGCUUGGUGUCGAGUUUGGGUCAAGGCUAGUCUCCACGACUGUCGGCGGCCAGGCCAAGCGGGUCAAGGUGCAGUGCUGGGAUACCGCGGGUACAGAAUCCUUUCGCAGUAUCACACGGAGCUACUUCCGUGGCGCAGCGGGCGCAUUGCUGGUGUACGAUGUGACGCGGCGAGAAACGUUCGAGCACGCCACUUCAUGGCUGAGCGACCUGCGCACGCAUGCAGACGAGAAUGUGUCUAUCAUCCUCGUGGCAAACAAGACUGAUUUGUGCGCGACGGAGCCAACAGUGCUGCCACAAAUACAGUUCGGCGAAGCGGUGUACGUGAUGCCCGAGCCAGCUCCGGAGGCAGGGACACCAGCGCCUGAGCAGGAUGCCACCGAUUCUUCAGCCGAAUCUGGGUCGAAGUCCACCGCCACACCUUCUGGCAACAUCUCUCCGCCUGCUAAGAACGAUUCUGCCGCUCCUGGACGAAAACUUGUCCCGCGCGCCGUCUCGACACUCGAAGGAGCCCUCUUUGCGAAGCAGCAUAACUUGCUGUACGUCGAGACCUCGGCAAAGGAAGGGUGGGGAGUCAUCGACGCAUUUGAGCAGACGGCACGGCAAAUUCUGGAGCGAGUGGAGCGGGGCGAGUUUGAGCGUCGCAAGCCCGCCGGUGUGAACCUCGCCGAGAACAAGACCAAAGGCGGGUGUUGUUAGUUGUGUGCAUUACAUGUCUAGGGAUACAGUUACUCGGCCUCUUCCGCGUGAUAGAUGAUGGCGAAGCUGAGGAGCUUGACGCCGGCGACGAUGAGCGCAGCCGCCCAAGCCCCGAGAUGCUGUUCAAAGAAGAGGCCCAGGAUACACCCCAGCCAGAAGGUUACGAGGUAAACGACACGGCGAUCGCGGCCUUGUUGCGGGGUAGUGGAGAAGAGAAGCGGAUCAGCCACCAAGCUCGCAUAGGACGCCGUGACGGUUGCGGCGUUGAUUUCGCGCACUCCGACGCCGGUGGCCAUGACGAACUGGAUGCCACUCUGGAACGCGCACGUCGCCAUGGACACCCACUCGUAUCGUCCGUCGAGGUCGAAGACGGAGGGUGCGUAGGGCGAGAUAAGCCAGACGUAGAGGAGAAGUACGGCCAUCUGCGCACCGGAA
Messenger RNA from Cutaneotrichosporon oleaginosum, 1485 nucleotides. NCBI's taxonomy places the organism in Eukaryota, Fungi, Basidiomycota, Tremellomycetes, Trichosporonales, Trichosporonaceae. The record is from RefSeq and is a predicted model, not a curated record.